AGACAGAAGCAAGCUACAUGCUUUCUCUUGAAUCCCAGGAACAAGGCUUCCCCGUCUUUAUUUUUAGUCAUUAGGCUGUAGGACCUUGACAACAUUAAGCGUUGGCCGUUCAGCUGCCAGGGUGGGCUUGCUUCCUGGUGGGCGGACAAUCCUCAUUGGAAGGAGCCAGGAUUUAGGAUGGUGCUGACCUAGAUCUAGCCGGCAGGACACUGAAGCGGGAAAGCUGCAGGAGACGUGUUUUCGUGCAAAAGGGGUUUUUGCACAUUCACCGUCUACGCUGUGUGUGGCACAGGGUAUGGCUAAUUGCUGAAGUAUUUGCGGACCGCCCACUCUGGGUCCCUUGGCGGCCCGGGAGGACAGCCGCUACAAGUCGCGCAGAGGCCGCCGGAAGCGGUCCGUUCCAAUAAAGCGAUCCCCAGCACUACUUCCGGAGCAGAGGUAACCAUGGCGUCGGCUUUGGCUCGCGUCGGACUGAAGCCGGUCAAGCUGGUUCGAGUUCAGUUCUGCCCGUUUGAGAAGAACGUGGAGUCGACAAGGACGUUUCUCCAGGCGGUGAGCAGCGAGAAAGUGCGUGCCACAAACCUCAACUGUUCGGUGGUCGCCGACGUGAGGCACGACGGCUCCGAGCCCUGCGUGGACGUGUUAUUCGGAGAUGGCUAUCGGCUGAUUAUGCGCAGCGCUAACCUCACCGCUCAGGAAAUGUUCACUGCCUUGGCCUCCCACAUCCGGGCCAGAAACGCAGCGGCAGCAUCCGCAGCGGCCAACGCAGACAAGCCCGGCCCAGUUAAUGGUACCCGGCGCUGACACUGCAGAGGACAUAACAACCAAAUGUUAGCUUGGAACGAAAAGACUGCUGUCUAAGAGAAGGCUGGGCUUAAUCACUCGAAGGUUACGCGAAGGUCACGAACAGACUGACACCUACCCGUGCUUUGGGGGCAAGAUAAGUAAGGUUAGGUGAUGGAGGGUCUGGACAAAUUUGAAUUUUUCUUUCUCCUCUUCCCUCGCUGCUUAACCAUAUUUGAGUUUGGCUUCACUUAUCACCCAAGUAUCCUUUAAUUAAAUAUUUAUUACCAAAUGAA
Messenger RNA from Cricetulus griseus (Chinese hamster), 1079 nucleotides. NCBI's taxonomy places the organism in Eukaryota, Metazoa, Chordata, Mammalia, Rodentia, Cricetidae. The record is from RefSeq and is a predicted model, not a curated record.